AUGGAGUCCAUUUUUCUGCCAAUUCUUGAUGUGGUUCGUUUGGUGACUGAUCAGCAAACCAGUAAACCCAUGCCUUCAUUGACGGCAUACAAACAGGGUGAUGGAAAGAAGAUUGAUGGUAGAAGAGUGCCUGUUGAUGUUGAGAGAGGCAGAACAGUCCCGAACUGGCGUCCUCGUAGGCUUGGUAGUGGACUUGGUACAACCAGAGUUCCUGGUGAGAAGAUUACUGGCGAGGAGGAACAAAAACAACAACAACCAUCGCAAGGAAGGUCAUCCCGCUCCGAGGAACCUAGAGCCCGUGAAGACCGUGAGAAAUCUCGUGAUAGGGGAAAAGAAAGGGAACGGGAGCAGUCUCGUGAAAGGUCUCAUGAGAGGUCUCGUGAUAGACCGAGAGAAAGCCAUCGAGAGGAUAAGCACCACCGGGACCGCGGUAGAGAAAGAGAGAGCAGGCGUGCAGAGGAGAUAGAGACCGUCGUGCACGGGAUCACGAUCGUGACCGGAGUCGGAAAAGGGAAAGGGAGUACGAGAGCGGCGAGUAUGACGACGAUGGUGGGAGAUCUCGUGAGAGAGAAACGGAGUAUGAGAGGGGUGGGUGGAAGCAGAGGAGAGGUGAGUCAGAGGAAGGUCGUGGCUACUACGAAGGGCGUAGACGUUCAAGCCAUUAUGAUGGCGUUAGGAGGAACAAGGAGGUGA
Brassica napus (rape) is the source of this 693-nucleotide messenger RNA. RefSeq names its product U1 small nuclear ribonucleoprotein 70 kDa. The transcript has 4 exons. Gene Ontology annotation, biological process: mRNA splicing, via spliceosome. The coding region runs from base 1 to 693 and encodes 230 amino acids. Gene Ontology annotation, molecular function: U1 snRNA binding; mRNA binding. Lineage: Eukaryota; Viridiplantae; Streptophyta; Magnoliopsida; Brassicales; Brassicaceae. The record is from RefSeq and is a predicted model, not a curated record. Gene Ontology annotation, cellular component: U2-type prespliceosome; precatalytic spliceosome; U1 snRNP.